Molecule: messenger RNA, 2372 nt
Organism: Penaeus vannamei (Pacific white shrimp)
Lineage: Eukaryota; Metazoa; Arthropoda; Malacostraca; Decapoda; Penaeidae
Product: ABC transporter F family member 4
Cellular component (GO): nucleolus
Source: RefSeq, a predicted model, not a curated record
GAAUUGCGAUAUUUUCAGGGAAGGAAACUUUAAUAUAGUGUAACCAAAAUGCCAGCGACUAGAAAAAGGGGGGCAGACGCUGGGAGUGAGCCAGAGGUAACGCCAGGGAAGAAGACAAGAGAAGCAGGCGAGGAGAAAGAGGAAGCAAAGACUGCCAGUUCUGGAGUGUCCCUCAGGAAACUGGCUCUCACGAGACAGACCGACUUGGAACCUUCGGGAUCUCUGACGCCGACGAGGAGGUCGAGGAGACUCUCGAGCUCGGACAGUUCGGGCCAGGAACUUCAAGUCCCAGCCAGUAAGUUGAAGAGACAGUCCUUGGGGGGCUCAGAGAGGCAAGACACACCGACAGUGUUGACCCCAAACAGACGGUCGAGGAGGUUGUCAGGUGCAGACGCCAAAGAUGUCCCAGUGGUUGACACACCAACAAGACGGUCACGAAGACUGUCUGGUGCAGAUUCUGCAGAUACCCCGGUUGUCCAGACACCAACAAAGCGUUCACGUAGGUUGUCUGGUGCUGAGCCGGAGGAUGUUUCUGGGGUCUUGACUCCAACUAGACGAUCACGCAGACUGUCAGGUUGUGAUUCUCUUGAUUUACCAGCUGUGCAGACUCCAACCAGAAGAUCAAGAAGGAACAGUGGUGUCUCGGAAGGAGAGCCAGCUGAGGAACUUCAGGAACUGCCUCUUGUGCCCAAAAGGAGAAGGUCGUUAUCUAAGACAGAGGGUGAGAAGGAGGUGAAAGCAUCUGAGGCUCUGGAGAUCAUUGCAGAAGUUGAGGAACAAGCACAUGACAUUGCUGAGAAAACAGAAGGCUUGGAGGUCAUCAGGGAAGAUGAGGAGGAGGAGGAGGAGGAAGAGCAGCAGUUGAAAAGGAAAACUCCUAGUAAAGGGGAGAAGAAGAAGAAGGAAGACAGUGAUGAGGAAAUAGAUGUUGUUGGAGUGGAGGAAGACGUCAAAGAUAGCAAACCACAAGAAGAAAUUACAGAUGAAAACGAUAAGGACUUGAAAUUAGUGAUUGACUUGGAGCCUGAUGACAUCCCAGACAAACCUGCACCCAAAGGCAACAAGAAAACCCCAGUUAAACAAACAUUAAAUACUGAUGAAGUAGACAGUGAAAAAACUUCAAAAUUAAAAGAGAAAACACCCAUCAAGCAGAUAUUAGACUCUGAUAAGAAAUUAACACAAAAGUCGCCAAAGCAGAAGACACCAGCAAAGCUGAAAGAAAGUGAGAAAGAAGGAAAUUCACCAGCCAUUCAGAAGACAGAUGUGGAAGAAGUUGAAAAGCCUUCCCCCGAGAAGUACAAAACUGAGAAAUCCCCCAAACAGAAAACACCAGUGAAGCAGAAAACAGACUCUCCUAUAGAGAAAGAAGCAAUUACAUCUCCAAAAACAAGACAGGAAUCGCCAGCUAAACAGGAAACUAAUAAGAAUAUAGCAGAUAAGAAAAAGGAAGAAAACAUCCCAUCAGCUGUGGAAGACAAAAAGAAAAGUGCAACAGUUGAAGGAAAAGAAAACAUAAAUGAUACAGAUAUUCAAGAAUCAAAACCACAAGACAUCAAAGAAGAACAAGAGACAAAUAACAACAUUUCAAAGAAAGUAAAGAAGAACAAGAAAAAGAAAUUAAAGCCAAAAACAGAAGAGGAACUGAAAAAGGAAAAAAGCUAUUCAAAACAUUCCUAAAGGAGUACCUGUGUCGGGACGUAUUUGGAAGGAGGAAAAGAAAUGUUUCCGCACAACCAUGAAAAAAUCCAAGUCACAUACUUCAAGCUGGGCCAAGAAAAUGCUACUAAAACGCGAGAGGCAAGAGUUCUCAGCCAUCAAGACAGCCAUCGAUGAGGAGAAACAGAGGAAGAAGGAGGACCUCAAGAAACGGCAGAAGUUUAAUAAGAUCCGCCGUGAGGAGAAUGCCAAGAAGGCAGAGGUUGUGCAAGUGAUCAAAGAUGCUAGAAAGCUGAAGAAGAUGAGCAAGAAACAGCUGAGAUACAUUGAGACCAGAGACACCACUGUGAUUGGCAAGCAGUAUGGUUAAUGGAUAAGGGGAAAGUUAAUGGAAAUAAGGGAGGGAGAGGGAACGUUGGGGAUAAAUUAGGGGAGGAAUAGAUAGUUUGAUUAGAUUAUGAAGAAGGAUGAUCAGAAUUCAUUUUGUUUUUGCCUUUUGAGCAAGGUUUGAUAUUAAAUAUUUGUGUUAAAUCUGCAAGAGACAUUUAAUUUGAUAUCAAUAUAAUACAUUUACAUUGGCAAUUUUGUAUUUGUACAAGUAAUUGUGAGAUAUGAAGAUGUUUCAAAUUUUAUAAUAUUUGUUAUUAACAAGUAUGUAUGAAUCUGUACAUGAAUAUAUCCAUGUAAGUUAUUCUUUUGAAAUAAAAAUGUUUUGG